UUUGCGCAAGCGCUGUAGAAAACCGGAAGUUACUCGACUUCCGUUAACAACAUAACCAUGCCUUUGGUGGUGAUGUGUGGCUUACCUUGUAGUGGCAAAACUACGCGAACUAACCAACUAAAACACUACUUAGAGUCAGAAUUAAGUAAAGCAGUACAUAUCAUUGAUGACCAUGCAAUUGGGAUCUACAAAAAUGAAAUAUAUGCAGAAUCUAAGAGUGAAAAGGAUGCAAGGAGUGCCUUAAAGUCUGCCGUGCAAAGAAAAUUGUCACGAGAAGAUGUUUUGAUACUGGAUUCACUGAAUUAUAUAAAAGGUUACAGAUAUGAACUUUUUUGUUUAACAAAAGCCAGUCAGACACCACAUGCUGUAAUACAUUGUGAAAUAGACCCUCAUCAAGCAGCAGAAUGGAACAAAAACAGGAGUGAAGAAGACAGUUAUUCUCAAGAAAUUUUGGAUGCCUUAGUCAUGAGAUUUGAGACCCCAGAUUCAAGAAGUCGUUGGGAUUCCCCUCUCUUUACAAUACAUCCUACUGAUGAGCUGCCAUAUAAGGAAAUUAGUGAUUCUCUCUUCCAGAGAAAGCCGCCACCACCAAACUUAGCUACUGUUGCACAACCUUUAUCAUCUACAAACUUUCUGUAUGAAUUGGAUAGAAUAACCCAAGACGUCAUCAAUGUCAUUUUGGAUGCACAAAAAACAAGUGUUCCUGGUGACAAAGUUGCUAUCCCUAAUGCUCAAGAAAAGGUUGAGCUUUUUAAGCAUGUCACUCUGGCAGAAUUACAACGGACAAGAAGACAAUUUAUUUCAUACACAAAAAUGCACCCAAUGGAAGAUACCAGUAAAAUUGGAAAUAUGUUUGUUCAGUAUUUAAAUAAAAGUAUCCGGUGACACCAACACAAUUUGAUAUUAUUUAUUUCACCUAGUUGACAACAUCCUAGUUUCCAUCUCAACAUUCAUUACUUUUUGGCUUAACCAAAAACUAUAAACAAUGUGGUCAUGGUUUUACUAUUUCAAAAAAAGCAGUUUUCAUGUUGGAUAGAGGAUUUUCUUUUUUCUUUUUCCUUUUAAAGCGUAUUUAUUAAUUUUCAUUUAUUAGUUCUUUGCUUAAUUAUUCUGUACAAUGCUUAAACCGUUUGCAAGGAACAAGACUGAAAAUAUCAAGUUUUAUAUAUAUCUUUACUACCUAUCAGUGCAGUGAACCACAAAAUCAGUCAUAGAAAAUGGAUAGGGAGGAUGUGGAAUACAGAUUUACAGUAUCUAUCUGUUGUGUAUUGUUACAUUUGAUUGUGACGAUAAAUGAUGCAAAUGUGCAGAAUAAUUCUUGGCUGGAUUUUGUGAUAUAUUUUAUCUCCAUACUGUCGAAAUUGAAACAUGUCACUUCACAAGUUGCAAACAAUGUGAUAUGAAAUGAUGCCUGUUAUUAUAAUGAACCUAGGACUGUAACACAUACUAUAACUUCUGAAAUUGGAAGUUUUACCUUUUAUGAAACAUUUUUUUUAAAUAUGAAAAUAAAGGUUUU
Messenger RNA from Lingula anatina, 1516 nucleotides. Its product is annotated as protein KTI12 homolog. NCBI's taxonomy places the organism in Eukaryota, Metazoa, Brachiopoda, Lingulata, Lingulida, Lingulidae. The record is from RefSeq and is a predicted model, not a curated record.